Chondrus crispus (carragheen) is the source of this 1426-nucleotide messenger RNA. Its product is annotated as alcohol dehydrogenase. The coding region runs from base 1 to 1134 and encodes 377 amino acids. Gene Ontology annotation, molecular function: S-(hydroxymethyl)glutathione dehydrogenase [NAD(P)+] activity; zinc ion binding. Gene Ontology annotation, cellular component: cytosol. The transcript has 3 exons. Gene Ontology annotation, biological process: formaldehyde catabolic process. The record is from RefSeq and is a predicted model, not a curated record. NCBI's taxonomy places the organism in Eukaryota, Rhodophyta, Florideophyceae, Gigartinales, Gigartinaceae.
AUGACAGCUGGAACUAUCACUUGCCGUGCUGCGGUCGCCUGGGGUCCGAAUAGCGAUCUCGUCAUCGAAGAGAUCCAAGUCCAAGCCCCGAAAGCAAACGAGGUCCGCGUCAAAGUGCUUGCCACGGGUGUAUGUCACACAGAUGCGUACACACUUAGUGGCACCGAUCCCGAGGGUUUGUUUCCAACCGUGCUGGGUCAUGAAGGUGCCGGAGUUGUUGAAUCCAUUGGGGAAAGAGUCACCAAUGUAUCCGUUGGAGACCAUGUCAUCAUGGCAUACGUCCCGGAAUGCGGUCAGUGCAAUUUCUGCAAGUCACCAAAGACUAACCUGUGCCAGAAGAUACGCACCACGCAAGGGGCGGGUGUCAUGCCCGACGGCACCGGUCGAUUCACGUGCAAGGGGAAGGAUUUGUAUCAUUACAUGGGUACUUCGACCUUCGCUGAGUAUACGGUCGUGGCAGACAUCUCAGUCGUCAGGAUUCGCGAGGACGCACCUCUUGACAAGGUUUGUCUCAUGGCUUGCGGCGUGACGACAGGAAUCGGUGCUGUGAGAAACAACUGCAAGGUCGAACCAGGCUCGACCGUGGCGGUCUUCGGGCUUGGCGGUGUAGGACUGAGCGCCAUCCAGGGAGCUAAAAUGGCCGGUGCUAAGGCGAUUUACGGUAUCGAUACAAAUCCGGAAAAGUUUGCCAUGGCGGAGACUUUGGGUGCUACCGUUUGUGUCAACCCGAAGGAUCACAGUAAGCCUAUUCAACAAGUACUUGUCGAGUUGACCGGUGGUGGAUUCGACUACACUUUUGAGUGCAUCGGUAAAGUCGAAACGAUGCGUGCGGCCCUAGAAAGUUGUCACAAGGGAUGGGGAGAGAGCUGCAUUAUUGGUGUGGCAGGUUCUGGCCAGGAAAUCAGUACCAGACCAUUCCAACUAGUGACCGGCCGGGUGUGGCGAGGGUCUGCCUUCGGUGGGGUGAAAAGCCGUUCUCAGUUGCCUGGCAUGAUUGACGAGUACAUGUGUGGAGAUAUUAAGAUUGAUGAAAUGAUUUCAAAGACUUACCCACUCAAGGAUAUUAACCAAGCCUUUGAAGACAUGCAUUCAGGGAAGAACAUCCGUGGAGUUGUUUUGUUCGAAGCCAAGUAGUAGGCACAGUAAACCUGCCACGAACGGAGACUGCAGCAGCUUGACAGUACAAAAUCGGAUGCUCAAAUAUCUUUUCCGUCAGUGCCCUUGGUAUCUCUUCCUUUCAGCUGCUUGUCCCAGGCGCCAAAAAUAGUCUCUUGUACAUCAGGAUUCGGACAGCCUUCUUCAAUCUCAGGCUGGUCUCGACUGCCCGGCUGGACAGCUUGCGUUGCUGGUCCAUCUGUGUUUUCUAUAACGCCAGCCACAGUGGCACCUACGGCAAAUAUCACGAAUGGCAAAACUCCCUUGUCGA